Paramuricea clavata is the source of this 11158-nucleotide messenger RNA. The record is from the annotation of a GenBank genome assembly. Lineage: Eukaryota; Metazoa; Cnidaria; Anthozoa; Malacalcyonacea; Plexauridae.
CGGCAUUUUUGUGAGAUCAGCAGUUAAAAGUCCAAUCCAGUUGUGGUUCUGAGAUCAUUAGCGAGUACCACAACGCGCGAGUCGCUCGAAAAACAAUCUCUCGAGAAGAAAAGAGAAGAAAAACGAACAAGUGAAGCCGUAAUGUAGCCCUUUUUCAACAGCAUUCGUUCACUGGAUUAAUUGAAAGAACAUCUGAAAGUCUUUAUUGACUUACUAAUAUAAAAUAUGACAAAUAUUUGGUAAUCAACUGGUAUCACUGGCAACUUGGUAAGUCGAGAGUAGUACGGCCUGUGGUGAGGCGCUUGGUUAUUUAUCAAUGAAAAAGUUUACUUUACUUUUACUGUAACAUAUAAAAGACUAUUACACAUAGCUUAGAUGUGCCCGAAUCCUAGUAACUGAGCAGUCCAUUGGACGUUUUACUUGAUUGAACAGGGGCUAAAUAAAGAUUUAAAAAAUUGCCUUCAGGGCAAUUGUGGUUUGCCAGAGUAUCAUUUCCGGCAUUUUAGCCAGCAUGACGUAAAUUUGACGUCAUUUCACUCUGUGACAACGGAUGCCUUUUGUCAAGGUAUAUUUUAAAGACUGGAGUCGGUCACGACUGGACUGUAGCUUGGACUGCUUGGACUGUAACUUGGAAUGCAUUUGCUGGCUAUUUUAAACUGUUUCGGAUUUUAGAAAUUACAGAAUCCUUUACCGGCUGAUAACUGUGAUAGUUUCAGCAAAUAUAUAAAACUAAUUUUAUUCCGAAAAAAGUGUGCAUCAGUUAACAACACAUCUAUUUUUAAAAACUGUACAUUACAAAUCUAUUUUGAUUCAUCUUCAGCAGUAUAGUUAUCCCAUAUCUUGUAAAUAAACUGCUGAAGAUGAAUCAGAAUAUAGAUUCGAAAUAUACCGCAGUUUAUAAAGUAAAUGCGUUGUUAAAAAUAAAAUGCAUACUUUUUUUGGAAAAACUUUAGUUUUAUAUUAGAAAUUACAAGUCGAAUAUAAUCCAACAUUAUUGGAUGUAAAAUUGUGAAUGUUGGGUCUAUUUGAACAUUAUGUUUUAAAAAUAUUAUAGUUUAGUUGGCUGAUAUAGUUUAGUUGGCAUUUGGAACAUUGUUCAAAAUAUUCCGACAAAGACAAUUAAAGUAAAAAUGACGUCCAUUAUUAGAUCAUAGACAUAGUACAGGCAUACAGAGUGCUACACUACAUGCUGGACCACACGUUUCAGAAAAUAUUUUCCAGAAUCACUUCUAGUAGUGAGGCCACUGAAUUUAGAAAAUUAGACUUUUUUCUCUAACGCCUAACACUAGAAUAUAUUUAAAAUGCGUACAAAGGUCUACUUAGUCAUAGAAUCUGUCGCUUGCUUUCUGUGCGUGCCAUUACAAAUCCAGAAUUUUGUGAAGACAGAAUUUCGACUAGUGAAAAGAGAUACUGCAUAGUACGUCACAUAUUCGAGAGGCUAACACGAUUUAAGGAUUGUCUAAACGGAUGUAUCGUAAAAAUCUCGCAGCUUGUCAACUAGAUGUGUUCGCAAUGCUUGUUCCGAGUUGUUAACAAGUCUGGAACAAGUUGUUAUCAUCUUGUAACAAGGCUGAUGAGGCCAACAGACUCGCAACAAGUUGUUCCAACAAGUCUGACAUCGUCUGCACGUAACACGUCAGUUUAACAAGUUGAUGGCAGCAAAAGUUUGUACAAAUUGAUGGCAGCAAGUUUGUACGUUUUUAACAAGUUGAUGGUAGAAAGUUUCGAUCCGUACAGCCUGUGUUGGAACAACGUUCUUGUAACAAGUCUGUUGCCGUCAUCAGCCUUGUAACAAAGUGAUGACGGAUCUGUAAACCAGUUGUAACAUGGUUGCUCAAGUCGAUAUUAGGAUGCGUUCGUACUGUGCUCGUUCCAUACAGUAGUGUUGUGACAAGUCUGGAACAAAGUUGUUAUCACCUUGUUACAAGGUUGAUGAUGGUAACAGACUUGCUACAAGUUGUUCCAAGUCUACCGAUACAAGUUGCCACGGGCUUGUUGUCGGCAUUUUGACAAGAGAGAAACGAUUUAGUUAAAUUUAUUGCUUCUAUGGGAGCAUGUUUACGCGAGGCAAAUUGACUGGCAAACCUCAUCGACUUUCAUCACCAAUUUUGAUGAGAGUUUUUGGCUACGCGCGUGGUAAAAUCCAGUUAACUCUCAUCAACUCUUGUUUUCGAUCGUUUGACAAGUAGAAUUGUUUACUUCUGAAGAGCGACUCUAUUAUAUACUUUUGUGUGCAAGUACACUCAUUUGCAUCGCUCUGUCAGAAACACGACAAAAUCGCCGACAAAAUUGCUAGUAUGAACUAGGCUUUUAGCCUGGUUUCCAUAUGGUCGUAACGGUCGUAAAGAUUGAGUCACGAUCUUUCUCAACUUAUGAUUUAUAUGAUGUGGUUUACAGGUAAAAACUAUUAUAAGGCCACAUAAAAUAGUUCCUUGUCCUUGAUUCUCACACUAUACACUUUGAAAAUGUCGAAGGGGCGGGAGGUUUAUAUUUUAUAUUUAUAUAAUUUAUAUAUCAAUAAAUAAAAAAUAAUUCCUAACGUUUAAUACUUCAGUGAUUUCCAAAGUGAAGUGUCACAAACCGAAAUAUUAACUGACAUAUUUCUCCACGAACAAUGACUGAACCCUUGAACUGAAUGCGAAGUUCCUUUAAAAGGCAAUGAAAUUUCUUUCAAGGUUCUGUUUGUUUGAAAUUGGCAGUUUAAAAUGGCACUAAAAACCCAAUAUAAAAUAUAAAAAACUUUAACUGUCUUGAAAUAUUUUGUCGGGCGGUACAUUUAUAUUGUAUUACAAAAUAUAAACAAUUUUCACGCGGCUCUUAAAAUACAAUCGGGCGGUGAUGAGAAUCAAGGAAUUUAUUUUAUGUGGCCUAAACUGGCCGUUGAGAGAGAUCGUGACUCUAUUUUUACGAUGGCAUUACGACCAUAUGGAAAUCAGGCUUAAAAUACGAGGUAUUGUAAAAUUUUUUUUAUAAUAAAUUAUAAUUCAACGCCGCGGAGAAUGCCGAACCCCCACUGGUUGAGAUUUUUUUCUAGAUCAUGCAAUUUUAGCGGCGACUGAUGGUCAAGCCAUAUAUGUAUUUUUUGCGCAGCUUAUAUAUUAUAGCUUGCAGCAGGGCGAUUUCCAGUUAAUAGGACAAGUUUUGAGCUCUGCAGGUAAUCCAAUUGUAAUACGAUAGGCACAGACGCAACUAAUCGCUUGAUGAUUGAAGAAUAUGUGAGAUAUUUCAUGCAACAUCGCAUAACGUAACAAAUUAGAACCAUUUAUCCGCUGUAGAAAUUUUAAAAGAAUGUAUAUAGGCAUAACCGUUUAUUGCCUGAUGUAUUUAGAAAAGUCUAAAGAUUAAAGGCAUAUAUUGGACAAUUUAUAUAUGGGAAAUUUUGAACCUGGAUUGAAAUGUUGUGUGGAAAAGUUUUUCUCAAAACUGAUAUGCAAAGUAUAUAAAGUAAUUUCCAAUUUAUAAGAAGUUAAGGCUGUACAUGUCAAUGACGUGGUUCUCAUGCCAUGGCCUCUUAUGUUUCUUACUACAUUAAUUAAUCAAUGCAUUCUUUGUUUCCAGUACAUUAACAUUUACAAAGCUGGGUAGUAGCAAGGUCAGUAAGCCCCCGCCCGGUCAAACGAGAUGACAGCCAGUUGGCAGUCAUACAUUGUUACGUGGGGAACAUUUCAUGCUCUAGACAAAAUAAAAGCUUGGUGAGUGUUUCAACUAUGUUUUAACUUAGAUAGAAUACUUGAUAGUGUUGGGAAAGCAUUAACAGCUAACAAAGGUUGACCAAGGUCGCGCAAUUACCAAUUAUUCACGUUUGAUCCUGACACGAGUGAGAUAAGCCAUAAGCAGGAAUACAAAAGAAAACUUUACCUUCGGGGCUUGCAAAGACAUACUGGAAAAAAUAGUGAAAUUCAUACUAUGAAGUUUACAAUUGCAUCAUUUAGGCAUAGUAAAUCCAUAUGCUGUUUCCAUAAUAUAUCAUAGUAUGGAAAUUGCAAUUUAAUAGUAUGAAGAUUGGAUUUCCACGUUAUUCAGUUCCAACGAAAAUUCCGUACUACUUCCGUAGUAUUUUGAAAAACAUUUCUAGUGGACAAAGCGGGCAAAAUUUACUUUUGUUUUAGUUUUCUUGGCUUAUGCUCAGAGGUUUGUGUUAAGCUUGCUGACAAUAUGUCGAAGUCUGUGUCGCAUGCUUCACUGAGUGUCUUUGAUUUGACUUUUGUCUUUUCUUAUGCUUGUUCUUAUCUCAGCCGUGUGAUUAAUGCUUCGCGUCUCUAUUUAUGUUCCGCGUAGCAUUUUGCUAAACACCCAACUCUAUACAUUCAAUGCAGUAAGGCACCGAAUUAUGCACGUCAAUUGAGCAGUUCGCCAUAGCCAUAGCCAUAGUCAUAGAGGACGAGGUCAAUUAGCAGUUAUGAGUUUUGACUUUGACAACCUUGUCAUUUGAAUUGAGUUAGCCCCCUCUAUACACAUUUUCGGAUUCGUGGAUGUUAGGUGGGGUAUAGGUGUGGGUAUAGGUGUGGACAUAAGGAAUAUCACCAACAAAAUAUUUGUGGAUCACAAACGAAUCCACUAUGAAAACUGGCAUUGGACUCGCAAACCACAACACUGUCUGAUGACAAUUUUCCACCCUCCUCUGAAAUUCCACUGCGUAUUAGGUAUACCUGAUUAUUUACGGUGCUUACUAUAAACCAGACUAGUCGAAGUUCCAAUAAGAGACAUUUGAACCACGUCAUUGGGUGCGUAUAUACUGGCAAUUUUGACCUCGUGUACUACUAAUUAUUUCCAUGCGGGCAGUAUACAUUUACUAGUAGAUCGGAGAUUCCUAUAGACAAGCCAUUAACUUUGCAUUGAAUUGCCGCUAUUUCGUGGCGAUAAAUAGAAUUCAGAGUUGUUUUGAAAACACCACGCCAUAUUUAAUUGGCCCAAAUAUUUCGUGUUGUUUCCCAGCUGUAUACACUAUAAAGGUUUCUUUCACCACAUGUGAUUCAAACACAAACCCUAUUAAUUUUUUAAAUAAAAUUCUCUCUGAAAGAGCUUUUGUCACUCACUAUAGCUGAAACUGAAUGUGAAGCAAUAGGAGGUUAUCUCAUAUUUUGUCUAUUUAUUUUUUUAUUCAGUCACGCACAUAAAAUAUCACAUUUACAUGGAGAUAUAACAAUAACAAUAAAAUGCCGUGAAAGGAGAAGAAAACUGAGAAACUAAAUUCCAAUUGAUAUUCGAUCCCUUCACAAUUCAAUAAUGGAUAACGAGACGUACUAAGACUGAAUUGUGCACGAACUGAACAUGGAUUACAUGCAACUUAUUUAGGGUAUAAUUAUCUAUGGUGGUAUGUAGGUAGACAGUUUGGCUUUAUAAUAAGAGAACAUAUCACAGAUUACAUGCAACUUAACAUAUAGGAUACUCAGUACACGCACAACGAAUUUUAGAGUAUAAUUUUAUUUUUAUUUUAUUUUACAAUCUUUGUCAAAUAAAUGACAGGUUAUACCCACAGAGCAGAACACUCCUUUACGGGUAACCUUAAUUAUCUAUGGUGGUAUGUAGGUAUAGACAAUUUAGCUUUAUAAUAAGAGUGUAGAUGGUGCUCAUUGAAGUUCGGUGGUAGAUUGUUCCAGAGGAUGACAGUGCGUGGGAAAACACUGCGUUAGAGCAUUAUUACAAAACGAUAGAGUCUUCGGAUUGAUAAAGAUCAUGACAACCUCGGAUGCAACUGCCAGAAAAAUACAAGGUUGAACUUCGACGUUUCGGCGAGCGAAGUCCCUUGUUUCCCGAAAACGUCGAAGUUCUCCUUGUAUUUUUCAGGUAGUUGUAUUCCUAUCAAUCCAAAGCCUUCUUAUAUUAUUCACAACAAAUUAUACACGUGACAUGAGAUCUCAGAAUUAACGAAUCUCUAAACAUCAAAAUAAAUAGUUGGCUUUUCAAAAUACGUGCACGGCAUUCUUCUGAAGAUGACUUUAUAAAUUAAUAGUCGAAACGUAAAGAAUGAAAAUGUUUACAAUUUUUGGAGUGUCUAUUGUUUUGUGUUUUAUCUACACAUCAAGGGUUUCGACUAUAUGGAGAUCCCUAGCUUGGCACAGACCGAACGAGCGAACGGCAAACUGUUAUUUGCCUUCUAGAAUGUUCCUUUUUGGAAUUGCCGUUGUUUUGGAAUGAGAUUUUCACAAGCAAUGCGGCCAGAAAUGGGUAGAAACCCCCCAUCGCGACCCUCUUACAGUCUUACUGAAUAUUGUCUUUGUCAGUAAUUAUUGCCUGGCAUCUGACGUUCAAAAACAGUAGGGGGGCCAGGGGAGGGGGCGACAACCGCCCCCAAUAAUUCCCACAGAAAACCUUCUAUUGAUAACUGAACAACUGAGCGUAACAAUUAUUUUUCAUACAUGAUGAAAGAAUGGUAGGCCGUAGAUUAAGCUAUAUAUCAAUGAAAUUCAAGACAAAAAAUAUCCGUGUUAGCAAUCCAAAUUCGCUCCCCCCGAUUUUUUUGCAACUGCUCCCUGGUUAAUAGGUCUCAAUAAAUAAAAUGUAUAAAAAUAACACUAGACUUGAAACUUUCCAUGCGUUUCAGCGCUAAUCAUGGGUUAAAAUUUAACUCCCUGUCCCUGUUUUAGCAUGUGUAUUUCUGGCAUUUUCUGCACGUCCGUUUAGUUCUAAACGUCAGAAUAGAAAACUCCUAUGGAUCCACACAAGAUUUCUGAAGAAAUAUUUCCAAGUUUAUGGUCUUUAUGUUACACAACUUGUUGGGAAGUUUGAUUUGGUUUAUAAGCUAUAAACCGGCUUCUGAAAAACUGGGCCCGCCCAGAAUAUAAACACCGACUCCAAAAGUAAACACAUAAGUCAUAACAGAGAGCGGUCUGAGCGUGAUCCUUAUAGCGUGCCUUUAUACUACUUGAAAUUACGAUUGCACAAUAAGCCAAGAUUAACUCGUAGAACCCCAACCGACAAUAUGUCAACAGGGAGGUUUACUUUAUACAUAUCUACUAAGUCACAAUUCUAUAUAUAACACAGUCCAGUCCAUUGUGACAAAGAGUUCAGUUCUAUAAUAUAUUCUUUAUGACAUUGCACGGUUUGGCAAACAUAAUGGGAAGUUUUGAUUUAUCGAUAUCACGUUAUUGACGAAUGGCAUUGAGGUCAACAACCUAGGCGAUAUAUAUUGUUGUCGAUGACGAUGUUGGUUAAUACUCGAAGUUGGUUUUGAAAAUUUUAUCUUACGUUUACUAAGUAACAUAACAAAGGUGAAGUAUAUAAUAUCUUCAUAUUUGCAUGAUAUUGCAUGAGAAUAAUGCAUUUGUGAAUUGAAAUUUAAAUGCUAUUUGUGUGGUGUAAUUAGAAUCGCUGUUAUCUGCAAUUCAAUACGCCAAAAGCCUCUAGGCAGACAGGCUUCUGACCAUACGACUUCUGUUUAUCCUUUGAUUUAUAGCUAAAGCUUAGGAGAAUACGAAUACUAUUAUAAAUCACAACCUAGCCCAAUCGAAAUAAAUCCAAAUGAACAAUUUUGAAGCCAAAAAGUACAGAUUACUCGACAGCAAAAUUUGAUUGUGUAACACUGGUUAUUAUUAAAUUCUAUGGACUCCUGGUGUGCGGUGAGUUUGCAUACCAAGCCGACCAAGCAUGAGCCAGGCAAAAAAAAAUUCUUACACGAUGAAAGACAAUGACUACUAAACUUUGGGCUCUUACUGUUGCUAUAAAAGAGAAAAUUUUGUUGCGUAUAGGCGACCGAUAUUGUGCGAAAGUCGUAAAUCAAGUCAAUUGAGCCAUUAUGCCUACAAAUUAUGCAAGGCAUUUUGAAUAAUUAUUCGCACCACCGAAUCUUCGAGGUGACUAUAGAAAAUCAACUGACAGCUUGUUAUUUGAUCUAUUUAGGUAAGGUGUAUGAUACCAAGAACAGUCUUCAUAUUUUACUGCAAGUACUAUACACAACAUGCCUAGGGCAGCGAGGUCAAUGGAAUUGGACGGUAUAUCAACAACGAAAGCGGGCUCGAAAUCAACUCGCAAAGGAAAAACCAGCAACUCGAAUGGCCACGACUGUAAUAUAUGUCGCAAGAGCAAUAUGACUUUGUCUGGCUUGAAAAUACAUCUCCUAACUCACAGCGGAGAGAAGCCGUAUUUGUGCACGGUUUGUGACAAACGCUUUACAUGUUCGUCGAAUUUAAAGAAGCACCAGCGAAUUCACAACAAAGAUUAUAUAUACGCGUGUGAAGUGUGCGGGAAGACAUGUUCGGACCCGAGCAACAUGAAAAAACACAUGACUGUUCAUUCAGGGGAGAAAGCCUACGUUUGUCCGUCUUGUGGUAAGAGCUACAGCUACGCACAAAGCCUGAGACAGCAUAUGGACGAUGUUCAUGUAGAAAACGGCGAGAAACGGCUCAAAAAUAAACGCAAAGGUCAUUUCCCUUGCCCGGAAUGUGGCAAAGUGUUUGGCUACUACUGGCGAUGUUCGCUACAUCAAGCUCGUGUUCACGCGGUCGACCGUCCUUACAAAUGCCCCGAAUGCGGGAAAUGCUUCGCGAGGGAGACGAUACUGAACAAGCACUUGCAAACGCACGAGAAACCGUACGCUUGUACCGAAUGUGAACGGCGGUUUAGUUUUCGCGACCAAUUACACAAGCAUAGUCGCACCCACAGUGGUGAACGACCUUACCAGUGUGAGACUUGUCUCAAGUCUUUCAGUCAACGAGGGAGCCUUACCGAACACAUGAGGACCCAUACUGGCCUCAAACCUUUUGCUUGUCACAUUUGUGGCAUGAAAUUCGCUUCUAGUAGUAGUCUACGACGUCAUGAGCGCAAGGUCAAAUCGUGCUUCCCCGCGCCACUGGGGGAAGAAAUUCCCAUCGGAAGUAUGUACCCUCAUAAGGCGAUAUACGUACCUACACCUCCGAUAAACAUACCUAGGGUCGAAACCCGACCGGUAAUUGAUGGGUUACAAAACUCGUAUAUGGGGGAAAACUCGUAUCUAAGGGAAAACCCGUACAUGGGGGAAAACCCGUAUAUAGGGGAAAACCCGUAUAUAGGGGAAAACCCGUAUAUGGGGGAAAACCCGUAUAUGGGGGGAAACCCGUAUAUAGGUUUAAACCAAUCAAGUUCAAGCAGUGUGGCUCAAAUUUCAACAGCAAAUAACUUAUUCACUGGUUUAUAUCCAACAAGUUCAGCUACAGAGUCAAAUAAUGAACAGUAUAAUGAAAUUGGUAAAAACUUUGAUGUGAAUGGUAAUUUCGAGGCAACAAUGGUACCAAAUAGUCAAAUUUCCAUGGUCGUGAGAUGCGAUAAGAAUGGUAAGAUUUCUGUGUUACCAGUUACUUUACAGUUGGUAAAUGGCACCACACAAUUUUCUAGUACUGAUGGUGAACCUAAUGACCCUGCAACAAAAGCACCUGUUGUUACCACAGAAUCAAAUUACCACCCCAAUGAAUUAAAGCCUGCCUCGGACAAUGGUCAACAGACGUUCUCAGAACCAACCGAUGCAUGUGUUACCAUGGCAACAUUAAAUGACCACCACCCUAGUUAUGCAGGUAUACCAACUUCGACUCAUAUUGAUUCAUUUUCCACCAUGUCAAACCCAACCCUUGCCACCAACCUGCCAAUAACGGUACAUUCACACACCUUGCAACACCCACCAUCAUCACUACCAUCGCCCACCAAUCGAUAUACCGCCAAGAAUCUACCACCAACUACUAACCAGAUCACCACCAGUGAUGGUGCCUCGCAUUCAUCCACCAUGACUAUUACCAACCCAAACCCAUCCCCAGAUGUAUCGCUAGAAAACCACCAUUUACCCACCAAUCAGCAACCACCAUCAACCAGUAUAGUUAUGAAUGGUGAAUAUAUGAAUCAUCAUAAGUCACCAAACUAUUCAGUUACCACCAGCAGAAGUUUACAGUUAGCAUCACUAACUGACGCUAACAAUAACAAUAUGGUAAAUGCAAACUUCAUACUUGUAAACAACCAUUUGCCACCAAAAUACUCCAUUGUCAAUACCUCCCAUGCAAACAAACCUCUGUCUGGCUAUAUACCAACAACCAAUGCCAGUACCCUUGUUGCAGUAACCAAUAAUAACCACCAACCAUCCAGUAUGUAUGGUGAAACUACCAAGUAUAAUAUACCAGUGUCAACCACCAAUGAUCACUGCCAGCAAUUACCACCACAUAUACUAUUACCCAGGUCUAUGACCAGACUUCCAUCAACCAUAAUGGAUCAGCCAACAACUCAAUCGUGUUUUGUCAAAACAGAACCAGAAGACGUUAAGCCAGUCAUUGGUGUAGAUGUACCUUCAUUCGACCAAUAAUAUUACAGUGUUGAAAUGAACAAACAAAUGUUGUGAACAAUUUUGAAUUUAUUUGAAAUAUUUGUGCGAGACUUCAUAUAUACAUGGAAUGCUUUGAAGAUUGUGUGACAAUAUAAUCAAGUUAUUUGUGUGAAAAGGUGUGAACAGUGAACUGUCUAUGAGUGGAUAUACUGUUGUAUUAUGGUCAAGUUUGCCUUAUUGUCAAUAUUGGUAUGUGGUAACUGGUAAGUUAUUUGGUCUUAACAUUAUCUUUCUGGCAAAGUAAUGUGCAUGGUUGUUUGGAUAGACUGGAACUACAGUAAAUGUAGUAAAAUAUUCUCUACAUAAAAUUAUUGUUCUGGUCAAACACUUCAGCUAAUUAUGGUCUUAUAAUGGUCAGAGAUAUUACCAAAACCAAUGCUUCCUCUCGCCUGAAAAAAGUUUUGGUGUCAAAACAUUCAAAAAUGCAACUACAUUGCCAAUGUAAAAUUAAGUUAAUAAUUCAUAAUUUCCUAUGAGAAAUUAUGCUAAGAUUAGCAAGUAAAAGUUUGGCAGUAAAAAAGUGGGAAAAAAUGUAGUCAUAUUCCUGAAUAUUUUGACACAAAAACACAACACAUUUAUUCUGGCUGGAGAAAGCAUCUGUAGCCUAAUCGCAGCCUGAAUUUGUUCGUAAUUUCUGCUUUUGAAAUCUUGGGCUGUGAGCAGACGAAAUUGUCUGUGGUAAUGCAUGGUAAAAAGCUUGGUCAUAAGACUCGCUCGGUAAACUACGGUAAAUUCUGGCUUAUGGUCAGAAACAUUUGGCAAAUUAUUUGAUCACAAACUUUGCCCAAUGAUGUCAAUUAUCUUAUGCAUAAUAUUUCUGUAAAUAUAAUAAUGUAUACCAGACACCAAUGUGUGUCUGAAUGAACUUGGGCAAAGAAA